Messenger RNA from Owenia fusiformis, 3398 nucleotides. NCBI's taxonomy places the organism in Eukaryota, Metazoa, Annelida, Polychaeta, Sabellida, Oweniidae. The record is from the annotation of a GenBank genome assembly.
CUCGCAAGAUCUCGCGGUCUUCCGGUACAAUAAUUUCUUAUCUAAUCUUCAAUAUUUUAUCGAAUCACAGUCAAAUUAUGGAGUUUCACCCCCUCAGGGUAUCGGAUAUUAGACAAGCUAUUCGUAGCCAUACGCAGCGUUGAAUCUGAUUUGGGCAAAUGGAGCAAAGAUGUAAAGGAACAUCAAGAGUGCCCUCUAGUUGAGGGUUGGUUUGAUAAAAUGAUGAACAAACCAAAAUAUCAUCCAUCUCAACUGCAUCAUUAUUAGCGUUAUACCGGAGAAUCUGAAUGUCAUAACUGAAGUUAAAAGAGAAGCCGAGUAUUUCCGAUAACAUCUAGAAAUCAAAGAUUACUUGAUAAAAGUACACAACAAACAGUUUAACAGUUCAUUGUUACACUCUCGACAAUUGUUUAUUUGCACAUUUUUGAUAACUCAUGUCUCAACAGUAAAUAUUUAAACAGAGACUGACUUUUUUUAUUGAAUUGAAUAUAAGCUUAAUGACUUGAAACAUAUGCACACACGUUAUUACACAAAAGCGACAUUAUUAUUUAUUACCCGAUACUGUACUUUAUAAUCCAUGAAUCUGAUUACUAAACAGGCAGCAUUUAUGUAAUACUUUACACAGUACUAUAUAUGGUUUUACAAUGAGUUUAAACAUGACAAAAAACGAAGCUAUGGAUAAUGUCUCAACGGUGUUGGUGGACAGCAAAGGGAGGAACAUUACUAGACCAGCCCUGUCGGAAGAUGCUGACAUUAUAAAUAACCUCUACCCUGCCAUUGUGCAGUGCUUUACCAUUAUACUGCUAGGGUACAUUGCAGGAAGAGCCAGUAUUAUAAGCAAGAACCAAUCUAAAGGACUUGGCUCAUAUGUGUCAACAUUUGCGCUCCCAGCUCUUCUCUUCAAAUCGAUGAUGGAAAUCAAUUUUGACAAAGUGAACUGGAUGUUUUUAGCAAGUAUAUUUAUAUCAAAGGCUAUUGUAUUCGCAAUUGUGGUGAUCAUAUCCCUGUUAGUUGUAAGAGAUUUUGGAAAAACUGGAAUCUAUGCUAUAUUUACAACACAGAGUAACGAUUUUGCCAUUGGAUACUUAAUAGUGCAAGCUUUAUUCAAUAAAACCCACCCAGAGUAUGUAACGUAUAUCUACCUGAUAGGCCCCAUAUCCCUGUGCAUCCUUAACCCCAUAGGAUUCAUGAUGAUGGAGUUUCAGAACUGGAAGACGUCCGCUCCUAAUGAGCGUGGGAACAAUCUAUCUGCAGUUGGGAAGGUUCUGAAAGGUGUUAUCCUAAAUCCCAUCGUAUUUAUGACCAUCAUAGGCAUUAUGGGGAAUUUCCUCUUCAAACGUAAUGUUCCAAUUGUUAUAACAGAUAUACUAAAAAUUUUAGGUGAUUCAUUCAGUGCUACAGCUUUGUUUUACCUGGGUAUUAGCCUGGUUGGCAAGGUAACAGGUCAACUGGGUAGAGGCCUGAUAACUCCAGCCCUUCUUAUCAUAGCUAAAACGCUAUUAUUACCAUUCAUUAUACGAGAGGUAGUAGUUGCCAUGGAUGCAGGUGGAGAGAGGAAUGCAACUUUGGCAUUUGGGAUGUAUGGUUUUCUGUAUGGGACAUUUCCCACAGCCCCAACUGUGUUUGUGUACAGUACACAAUACGCUAUUGCAGUAGACACUAUGGCAACUGGUGUAGUUGUGUGUACAUUUCUCUCAGCACCGCUCAUGUUCGUCUCUGCCAAAAUGAUUAUGCUGCCAGUGGUCCAGAAAGAUGAUUACGGACAGCUGAUCAACGAGACUUGCUUUGAUAUAAGCAUUGUGGGCAUUCUUUGCAGUUUGUGGGUGAUCGGAGUAAUAUGCUUCAGUGGUCGCUGGCGACGUGUUCCAUACUCAUUCACUCUAUGUCUUGUCAUAGCCCAGACUUUUUCAUGUCUUGGUAUGAUCCUUUGGCAUUUUCUGAAUUUAAGUAGCAGCUGGCAGCACUAUGUACAGUUUAUCAUAUUUCUCAUUGGUGUCCUUGGGACGCGCAGCUGGAUGGCUAUGUUAGCUAUUGCACUAUGCGUGUUGCGCUGUAGAAGUCUUUGCUACUUGUUUAGGAUCAAAUCCUGGCUUCUGCUGAUCGGAUGGGGUGCCCCUGUUAUGAGCACAGGUCUUGUUAUAAUGCUGAGUACAUGGGAAGGAACCCAAGACCCCUCCUUUCAGUAUGGCAAAGCCCAGCUUAUUGUCUCUGUGGCAUUCUUGUCAAUCUGUCUUCUCACGACCAUAGUGUGUCUUGUCUACCAGAUGCGUAAUGAGCGUAAACUCACACAGCAUGAUCACAUACAGAGGGAGGAUGUCCAGAACGAGGAAGAGCAAAGUCUCCUUAAAGGGCAGAGAGGAGCAAAUAAUGGCCCAGGACAAAAUGGACUGAAAUCUCCAUGUGCAAAUCAGUCAUGCUCCGGAGAUGCUGCUGCAAUUGAAGAAAUAGUUCCAUUCAGAAAAUGCCUGAUCAGCGCUGAUAGUCAAGACUCUGACUCAAAUGAGCAAAGCAACAUUCUUGAUAAGACGUGUAGCAUCAAUGCAGGGUGCUCAACAGAGCAGAGGCGGGAAUGUGGUCGUGCCAUACAGUCGUAUGAAAGUGUCCCUGUUAACCUUGAAGGUGAUGAAUUGGUGCUUGAAGAAAUGGAGGAAUAUCAAUUAAUGAGACAUGUGGUGUUUCUCUUGGUGCUCAUGUUUUCUACGUCAUUAGGUUUGUUUCUUUGUUCGAUGAGACUUUUUACUUUUGGAAGUAGCAACGCUCUGGCUUCGGGUGUCUAUGUGGAAUUAGAGUUCAUAGAUGGGGUCUUUAACUUUGGCCAAGGGUUCUUCGCAUUUGCAAUAUUUGGACUUGACACAAGGCUUGUCAUCAACCCAUUCAUUAGAAGAUGGCGUCGUAUAAUGUAUGGGGAAGACCAUGUUGAGCCCAAUGAUGCGAGAACUCUCAGUGAAGAAACCCGCCAUAUUUGUGAACAGUUUAAAACAUACCAUAUCAUAAAGUGCAAGGAAGCAAUUGUAUCAGACAGGAGGUACCGCUUGAGAGUCUACCGUUAUGUGUUCACUGGGUCUAGUCUUGUUGAUUGGCUCAUACGUGUAGGUCUUUGUGAUGAGAGAACUGACGCUGUCCAAUAUGGCAGAAAACUCCUGGAUGGUGGAGUAAUACACCAUUUCAAGGAUGAGCACCACUUUUAUGACUUGCCAUAUUUCUAUAGGUUUAAGGAUAAUGAGAGUGAAGGUCAUCAUGAUGCAUCUGAUGAAGAUAUGCAGGAUAUUACCAGGAUUGUUGGAGUUGAUGUGGAGACAGAGAGUAGCAGGGUUAGUAGCAGCAUGGGAGGAUAUACUACUUGUAGUAGUACUGAGUUGGCAUCAAGGGACCAUUGUAAGCCCUCAUCAUCCUGCUAG